UUUUAGUUAUUUUUGGACUGUUGGUUGGACAAAACAAUGGCCAUUUUUUUUCAAUAUUUUCUACAUUAUUAGAAAUUAUCAUUAUUUUUCAACAUCAUUCUAUAAAUAAUCCUGUUGUGACUGUGCACAGUUACAGAAAUUGUGCACCAGUAGUGGUGCUCUUCAAAGCCAAAGAUAUUUGGUGAAUUUAAAAUUGGAAAUGAUUGAGUAUGUAUGACAUGGUAUAAAUUAUUGAUAUAUCAUUCCCUAUAUAUUUGACUACAGGUUGCACCAGGCUUGGUACUCCCAGGAGCAUUUUCCCAUUGACUUGUAGCCUAGUAUUAUCUAGUAGCUUGUGAAGGUGAAGCUCUCCAACUAGCUCCAGCCUGCAGACAUCACUGGGUGGGUGUACCCCUCUCUGUGUGACGUCACCGCAUCACUCCCUGUACCCCGGGUCCAUUCAUCUCUACCUCACACGGCAGACUGCGCCUCGCCCUUUACACACCUUAACUUGACACUGGGAUCUGUUUCUCCACUGAGCGACUCUAUCUGGACGGUAAACACGCGGACGUGAACGCCUACACUACAGGGAGAGAGUUGUAAAAGAGAAUUAUUCAGCCAACUGACACAAAAACCUGCGUUCAACCUCUACGAAACGCAACCAUCCACUGACUCAACACCUGGACACAUCUGGCAGAGCUCUCCUCUGUGCUUUGGGACAUUUCCACAGUUAUUAGUGCCUUUUUUUGGACAUCUGGAGCCCUAAACUUCCACCAGAGGAGCGGACACCGUGCACUACAGAGCAUGUAGGUGAGUCAAUAUCUUACACACCCUGUGAAACUGAAGGCACAAUUGAGUAACAUCCUCAGCACAGCUGGCAAUGUGAGCAGAAAAUUGUGUGAGAACUGUGAACCUUCAGCCUUGUCAGCUGAUAUUUGUCAUCUGGUGAGACAGAAGAGGAAGAAACGUUGGGUUUCACAACUCCAAAAUCUCACACUGGAGCAGAGUUCAAACCCUGGAAUCUCUCAGUAUAUGCAAAAUGUUCCUUUCUAUGAGAGGAAGAAGAUUUUCUCCCCUUUUCUCUGUGUAUGUGUGGGAUCAGUUAAGUUAGACAAAGCCUUGCAAACAUGGAAUUAGAGUGGCGUGUGGUCAACAUUGUUUACGUAGACUCAAAACAAGAGUCGGAGAGUAAGAUUAGAAAUCAUCCUGCAGGAUCUCCUCAGGGGCAAGUUAACAAAUGUUGUUGCCAGUAUGAAAAUGCUGAUGUGCAGACUUCCCUAAAGUUCAAUCACAGACAAAUUUUCUUGCUAGCCAAGAUCUUGUGUUUGAUGAGCUGGGUUAUAGCUGAUCCAUGAGCUGUGGCUGACAGAUUCUGGGUUAACUUUCUAAAUUGGCCUCAAAUUUGAAGCACUAAAGGGAUAGUUUGGGUGUUUUGAAGUGGGGUUGUAUGAGGUACUUAUCCAUGGUCAGUGUAUUACCUACAGUAGAUGGAGUUUGGAGAAACAGACAGGAGUAUCGGCACCGGAGCAAAGCAAUGUACUGCUGUAGACGGGGCCUAAAAAAAAAUCGAUAUCUGUUUAAGUGUACGCUAUAUUUAGAAUAUUUUCACCGCUUUACCUCGCCGUCAGACAGCCCUUUUCUGAAGGGGAACUAAAGCUGUUGUAUCUGUCUAUGUUCUCACAAAAUCCACCAGACUCCAUUGAAAAAAACAGCAAUUUUACCUCGCAGAACACAAGAGUUGCUGUGUUAUUUUGUGACUUUGGUGAAUCUAACCCUUUAAAACACCAAAGUCAAACAAUAACACAAACAAACUAACCGAUCGAGGCAGCAGUAGACCAGCAACUCCCGUGUGAGGGGGUAAAAUUACUGUUUUUUAUCAAUGGAGUGGCUUUGACAAGAGCAUAGAUGGAUACAACGGCUUUGUUUUUUAAUUUUAUUUAAUGUGAAAAGACAUAACAGGUGAGGCAAGACAAGAUAAAAAAAACAUGAGUGCAUUGGGUGACAUGAUGGUAACAGUAACAGCAAAGUAAUAAACUGGGGUUUGUCCUAUGAUUUGGGGUGUGUGUGUGUGUGUGUGUGUGUGUGUGUGUGUGAGAAGAUGUAUGUCUGUUUGUUAUGUGGCAUCUACUGUGUGUAUACGUGUGCAUGCAGGCGUGAGCGCAGAGGAGAAAUUGGUGUUGUAAUGGGGCAAGAGAGAGAAAGAGAGAGAGAAAAUAAUAAUAAAUGAAUAGAAAUAAAAGGGGGUUAUGGGCGAGAGGAAGGAAAGAAGAGAAAUUUUGACAAAUUUUAUUUUAUUUUACAACAGCUUAGUUAGUUUCGGAUUCUCCAGAGUCCCGCAAUAACACAAACAAACUAACCGAUCGGUAGACCAGCAACUCCUGUAUUCUGUGAGAUAAAAUUAGUUAUUUUUUAAUGUAGUCUGGUGGCUUUGGCAAGAGCAUACAUAACAGCUUCAGUUCCCCGUCAGAAAGGGCUGUCUGACAGCAAGGUAAACUAGCGAAAAUAAUCUAAAUAUAGCGUACACUUAUUUUAGGUGUCUAAAUUCUGUUUUGCUCCCAUCCACAGCAGUCCAUUAUUUUGCUCCCCGUGCUGGUAUUUCUGUCUGUUUCUCCAAACUCCAUCUACUGUAGGUAAUACACUGACUAUGGAUCAGUAACUCGUACAACCCCACUUCAAAAUACCUGAUCUAUCUCUUUAAGAACGUCUUAACAUAUCUGAAAAUUAUUAUCACAUGAUCAGUAAACUCUAAGUGACUAGUAGUGACAUGUUUAAACUUUAUGUUUCUCUUCUAAAAUAUUGCUAAUCUGGGCUAAAACUAAAUUAUAUAUACAAUUAAUAGAUUAUCAAAAUAGUUGCCGAUUCAUCUUCUGUUGACCAAUUGAUGAGUCGACUGAUUGUUACAGCUCAGUUCUUCUUUCUUUCUAUCUUUCUGUUUCACCAGGAUGGCUGCUGACAACUUUUUAAGGACACGUUUUUGACCCUUUUUUUGAAGCAGGACAUAUUUUCAAAUUAAAUCAUGUCUUCAGUCAAGGUGAAUAACUUUUCAGAGACUCACCUAUGCCACUUCAAGCUCCGUAUCGACGACAGCGUCAGCCCGGUGAUCAGUGCCAUCAUGUUCGCCUUGGGCAUCUUUGGCAACGUGGCUGCCCUGGUGAUACUGGAAAUCCGGCGGCGCAGAGACACAAGGACAGGGGACGCGUGGCGCCGCUCGUUGUUCCACGUCCUCAUCACGGUGCUGGUGGUCACAGACCUGGCGGGGACCUGCCUGGUCAGCCCGCUGGUGCAGCUGUCGUACUCGACCAAAACUACCUUGGUGGGAAUGUCGCACUCGCGCAACACUACCUUGGUGGGGAUGUCGCAUUCGCGCAACACUACCUCGGGGUCGCCCGGGGAUUCUGGCAGCGUGUGUUCGUACUUUGGCGUCAGCAUGACCUUCUUCAGCCUAUCCACCAUGUCGCUUCUCUUUUCUAUGGCGCUAGAGAGGUGCUUCGCCAUCGGGUACCCCUACCUGUACAGCCGCCACGUCACCAGGAAAUGUGCCUACAUCGCAAUCCCGGUGGUGUUUUUGUUAUGUAUGCUAUUCUGUCUCCUCCCCUUCGCGGGAUUCGGUACAUAUGUACAAUACUGCCCCGGAACGUGGUGCUUCAUUGACAUGAACCCUAGCAAAGCGGUGGACCGGGUCUACGCCAACCUGUACGCCUCUCUCAUGCUGGUGCUGGUGCUGGCCAUUGUGGCGUGCAACGGGUUCGUGGUGUACCAGCUGUUCAGGAUGUACCAGCGUCGGAGGAGGAACGGCGGCUCGGUGGUGAAGGCGAGGUCCAACAGCGAGCGCAGGGCGAUGUCCAUGGCGGAAGAGGUGGAGCAUCUCAUCCUGCUGGUCUUCAUGACCAGCAUCUUCAUCAUCUGCACACUGCCCCUGGUGAUCCGGGUAUACAUCAACUCCAUACAGCCUUAUGAGUCUCACGAACUAGACCUGAUUGCCCUGCGCUUUAUCUCCGUCAACUCCAUCAUCGACCCCUGGGUCUUUAUCCUCCUCUCCCCCAGCGUGCUGCACUUUUUCUGGGGCUGGAUUUGCCGGGCCCUCCUGGCAAUCUCCGGGGGAUCCAUUUUUAAAUCAUCGAUGGCCAAAGAGAAUUCUCCGGCUAACAUCGAACUGUCUCGCCCAACGUUGGAGUACAUCGAGCAUUUUCACACUGUGGAAACUUGAUGACCAUAACAAUUAUUUCAUAUUUAUAUUUAUUGUACAUCGGAUUGGACAGCGUGCUCUCCUCACAUGUGAUCACAUGAAGCGGAGACGUUUUGUGGGCCACAACAUCCCUCCCAAGUGGGUGGUGUUUCUUAUCUACUUUAUGAAUGUGUUUCCGGUAGAUAAUGGCCAUUUCUGUCUUACUGACGAACCAGGUCCAUCAGCUGGUGGCCGCCUCUUGCCAUUUAUUGGGUGUUUCCAUCCACUCCUAGCAUUUCAGCUAAGCGUAUGCAUGUUGAAUGCACACAGACUUGUCUACAGCUUUAUAUUUUAAGUGUAAAAUACAACAUUUUUGCCUCCUUUGCUGCUUGCAUUUUAUGCCAAUUAAUCAAUGAAAUGAAAAAGGCUGCUGAUGGAAGCUGGAGAAAGACUUCAUUCAGGUUCUGUGACGAUUUGGAACAGACAGACUGAAAGUGCUUGUGUCUACAUCGUAUUAAGACAAAGAUGUUCGGUUGGAGAUGCUUGUGUAAGGAGAUGACAGAAUGCAACAUACUAAGGACGUUCAUCUAUCAAGGAAGGAGGUAACCAAUGACUUAAGGCCUUGCUGUACCUUCUCUGAUUCAAAUCCUGCUUGCCAAACAGUUGUUACUGGGCCACUAACAAAUAUGUAACUGUAUAGAGCACAGUCAAAGGAAUCAGGUUAAGUGAACCAGGAUAAACAAAAAGUAAGCACAAUCUGAGAAAUUAGGACCAUGAUGCUCAUAUAAGACGAUAGUUUGAUGGGAUACGUGUUUGUUGUCAGAUUUAAGGUAAGAGAUUACUAGAAGAAGGGCCUUUGUGGCGACAGGAAAGCAAAACAAAGUGUCUGAAGCAUACUGAGAUAUAAUCUAGACAUGAGACAUGUUCAUACAAGUGAACUCAAAUAUCUGAUAUUAAUGGGGCAUGACUUUCUCUUUUGAACACUUAAGCUCAGAGGUGAUACAAUAAUGUUUUAAAGAUCUUUAACCCCUGGUCUGCUUUGGUAGCCUUCCUCCUUGCAUGCCUACCAGAUCCCCGUUGGAAAGGUCAAAGGGCAAGAAGCCUGAAGAGACAUUUUGGUGUACCAGAUAGUCAAAACUUCACUCGGUAGGUGGGAAGGAGUGAUAACCAGCCGAUUAGACAGUUAUCAGGUCAUUACAUGGUUGUUAUCAGUGGUUAUAAGCCUCAUAGAUGUGGGUCACAAGGGGCCUGCUACACCUACUAGUAUGUUUUAUCAUUGAUUGACAUGGGCGAUCACCAAAAGGAAUAAAAGAAGACGACAGCGACUUCUAGCGACCUACUGACCCACAUCUAUAGCAACCCAUAAUGCCCAUUUAAUGAGCUGAUAACAGUCGAAUCGGGUGCAGCUAAACACAGAAAUGUUUAUGUUGAGGAUAUAAAUUUCAUUUAUAUGGACAUAUGUUAUAUUUACAUAUAAUAUUAUAUAUUAUAACAAUAUUUUAAGAUCUUCAUAAGAGACUGCAGUUACCUUUUGACUUGAAAACUUCUGCUUCUUAUAUAAUUAAGUAACAGCAAAGAGUAAAUAUUCUUGCAUAAUCUGGCUGUAAUUGCAAUGCUCAAAAACUGAAUGAUAGCACACAAUUGUAGCAAAUGAUGGUACUUUUUAAAGAGCAAACUACUUUAAACAGACAUUUUUACAGGUCAGGUUCUCU
Molecule: messenger RNA, 5856 nt
Organism: Sebastes umbrosus (honeycomb rockfish)
Lineage: Eukaryota; Metazoa; Chordata; Actinopteri; Perciformes; Sebastidae
Gene: ptger2a
Product: prostaglandin E receptor 2a (subtype EP2)
Exons: 3
Coding region: 2996-4186 (396 amino acids)
Biological process (GO): positive regulation of cytosolic calcium ion concentration; cellular response to prostaglandin E stimulus; inflammatory response
Cellular component (GO): plasma membrane
Molecular function (GO): prostaglandin E receptor activity
Source: RefSeq, a predicted model, not a curated record